This is a messenger RNA of Exophiala oligosperma, 1593 nucleotides long. RefSeq lists its product as uncharacterized. The transcript has a single exon. The record is from RefSeq and is a predicted model, not a curated record. Gene Ontology annotation, cellular component: fungal-type vacuole membrane. Gene Ontology annotation, biological process: transmembrane transport. Gene Ontology annotation, molecular function: transmembrane transporter activity. Bases 124 to 1593 code for a protein of 489 amino acids. Lineage: Eukaryota; Fungi; Ascomycota; Eurotiomycetes; Chaetothyriales; Herpotrichiellaceae.
AAAUGAGUCACGGUUGUCAUUCAUUAAUGUACAAGAUAUAGAAGACGAAGCUUAUCGCUUGCCUUAGCGUCGACAUCAUCGACCCUCUACGAUAGUUGAACGGGGUCAAGAUUUCCACCAAGAAUGUCGACGACCACAGUGACAGAGCUUCGCACCAUCCUCAGGUCACCGCCUUCUGAGACCACCGAGAACGGCCAGCCACGAGCUUUUGAGCGUAUCAAUAUCAAUACCGACCAUGGCGAUACCGAAGACUUUCCUAUCCCCGGCCCUCCAUCUACCAAUGUCACCACGGCCAUACCUGACGGCGGCUACGGCUGGGUGGUUGUUACAUGCUGUGCCAUCCUCACCUUCUGGUUCAACGGCAUCUCCGCCAGCUGGGGUGUUAUCCAGGCAGCCUUGCUCCGCUCGAACCUGGAAUCGACACCCACCUCGACGAUAUCGUUCGUCGGCACAUUAGGUCUCGCAACUAUUGUCGCGUUUGGCCUCUUCGGGGUUCGCAUGAUGCGUCUUCUUGGGGUGCGCAAUACCGCUGUCCUCGGUGUGGUACUUCUUGCCAGCGCCGAGAUUCUUUCCAGCUUCACCGUCUCCAACGUGGGCGGCCUCUUCGCCACCUCUGGUGCCCUCUUCGGGUCGGGAGCUUGCCUCUGUUACGCCAUGUCCAACACGCUACCAACGCAGUACUUUGCCAACAGGCUCGGGUUGGCAUCGGGUCUGAUCAAGUUCGGUGGCGGUGUUGGCGCGGCAGUACUCAGUAUCGGCGUCGAUGCGAUGAUCAGUCGUGUGGGCGUCGCGUGGACAUUUCGAAUUUUGGGAUUUUGUAUCCUCGCCACCGGCCUUCCGACGGCAUGGUUCCUUCAAGAACGUGUCCCCAUCGGCCGAGCGCCUUUCCUCGAUUUGUCUUUGUUCAAACAUCUGCCUUUUACGGCCGUGUUCUUUUCAGGCGCCAUAGGGACCUUUGCAUUGUUCGUCCCUCCAUUUUUCUUGCCUCUGGUCGCACAGACGAUCGGACUCAGUUCAGCCACUGGUGCUGGGCUCGUGGCCGGCUUCAACGCGUGCACGGCGAUCGGGAGGCUUUUUUCGGGAUACGCGAGCGACAUCAUGGGUCCGGUCAAUAUGUUUUUGUGCACGAUGCUUCUCAACGGCGUGAGUAUCUUGGCCAUCUGGCCCUUUUCCGACUCGAUCGCUCCGUUGGUCGUGUUCGCCAUGCUCAACGGCCUGGCCAAUGGGGCCUUCUUCACGCUGUAUCCUGUCGUUGUCAUGAGUACGGCGAACGCGUUGGACGGUCAGGCUGGUAGUCACGCCGCGGUCGCCAUGAGUCUGAGCAUCACCGGUUGGACGGGAGGGUAUCUUCUCGGUGCGCCCAUUGCGGGAUACCUACUUCAAGCUGCCGGUGUGGGUAUCGGUGCGUUUUCGGAACAUGACGGCAACAAGGGGGGUGACGACGGCGGCGGCGGCGGCGGGAAGGGUGUCCCGACUUCGAUCGAUCCUUAUCGUCCGGCCAUAUUUUACGCUGGCGGUGUGGCUUUGGCCGCUGCUGGGUUUGUACUCUUGGCCAGGUUGAAAUUGGGUCAAGGUGUCAAGAAGAAGGUAUAG